Molecule: messenger RNA, 1605 nt
Organism: Symbiodinium pilosum
Lineage: Eukaryota; Dinophyceae; Suessiales; Symbiodiniaceae
Source: the annotation of a GenBank genome assembly
GUCAAGGCCAUAUGCGUAGAGGUGCCACAGGCAUCCUCUGGUGAUGUCGUCAGGGCCUUUAACAAAUGCCUGGCGCAAGACGCAGGAGGCAAAUUGGCCCCGUUCGACCCUGCCAGUCUCCGAUAUGCUUCGAUUGUAGGCUCACAUACGAACCAGGCGUUCCGCGCCAUCAGAUUCAAUGCGGCGCACCCGGACGGGAAACAUACGGUUGACGGCCGCCUUUCCAUGGAAAAGUUGGCAGUCAUAGAUCCUGCCUGGCACACUGCGAUCUCUCAGGGAAUCCUGUGGACAGUCAUCUCUCACCAGGUGACGGAGGAGUUUCCGCAGUAUGCGCCGCUAGCGCAAGCUGCAGGUAAUGCUGCAGGACAAAUCGCUUCUGUGGAGCAUGAGCUGCAACUGGCUCGAAAGGUCAACUUGGCCAUUGAGCGAGUGAUGCGGCAGUCAGGGCAGACUCAAGUGAGUUACUUGCAGGUGUCUGGUGACAUUUUGAGAUCGCGGCCUCCAAAUGCAUCAUCGCUUCCGGGCAUCUACAGCUUCGUUUUGAAGUUUGGCGGUGGAACCGGGCCUGACGCGUUCCUCCAGCUCACUGAGAGGCACAUCCGCUCACAUGGAUAUGUCAAUCGGACCUUAGGAGCCGACCUUUGGCAAGCUCUUGCGAUGGAGCUGAAGUCCAAGACUCAGCAUGCACCGUUCCGGCACAUGAUGAUCAAGCUGGGUCUGUGCGGCCCAGAACGGAUCCUAACCGUGACAGACGUCAAGAGAAUCCUCACCAGCAAGGACGGGCUGCAGAAGAUUGCGGAGGCUGAGGCCAUGAUCUUGCAAAUCGCCAAGUUGCUCAAGCUAGUUGUGAAGGAGCACCAGGCUUUCUUGACCGAGAUGUCCCAACUUGAGAUUCAGGCUGCGGCCCUCGUUCUGCAGAAGCACAAGUUUGUCAAGUAUGAUUCCCUUCCAGCUCUUUGCAAUGACUUUCUGACAAACAUGGCAAGCCAGUCCAUGGGCCUCAGAAGCUUCUUCAUCAGUCCCGGAAUGGCGUCUCUGAGAUUGUACAGUGAAGAUGGUACUAUGGCGACUUCUGCCAGGGUGACGGAUCUUGGCUUUGAGAAGGGCAUGAAGGUGUUCAGAAAGCAUGAUAGCGUGGUUGCGACUAUCGACAAGAUCUUGCCAGAUCACAUCCACCUGUUGUUGGAGGACGGGUCUUUGUCUCGCGUGUCCUCGGACAGCUUCGUUGCUGGACAGUGGAAGAAGCACGUCGUGAAGCCGCAUGCAGUCAGCUUCGAUGAGUGGCGCAACUUUUCCCCUGUGAACAGCAAUGAAUUGUACGUGUCCAGUGCGAAGGGAGCUGUCCAAGGUGCUAUGCUGCAGCAAUACAAGGCCUUCAAGCACGAGGCAGCGCUUCAGGUUUUCCUCAAGCCCAGCAAGGACGGCCAGGUUUCCCAGACCUUUGCAGCGCACACUCUGAAGCUCCCCUGUGGCACGCCCCGUCUGGAUGUCAGGCCCAUGGAGGAUACGGUCUUCUACAAUGCCAUUCAGGUUGCGCAUGUCAUCGUGCCCGAUGACUCCCCUUGUGCUUUACUUGCUUCCUCACACGCAGGUCCCGAAGGAUGA